AUGGAGCCCAGCGAGGUGACAUCGGAAAGCGAUUCUUUGUUGCCGAACGAGCCUUGUGUUGCCUCGAUGUCCACACCACCAAGGAGCGUCGGCAAGAACAAGAGCGGCCACAUCCUCAACAGCGAUUCACGGAACAUGAUCUUCCACUGCUACACGUACUGGCGCAACAGGGAGCCCGAACGCAGCGUGGAGGACACGAGCAAGUUUGUCGCCGAGAUGCUCGGUGUCAGCGAAAGCACAGUCUUCAAGGUGAGGAGAGAGGCCAAGGCUUCGUCUUCUUCGGGCGACAAUCUUUCGACGCCCUCGCGAAAGCGCACACGAAAUGCGGAGAAGAGAAGACGCAGCACGAAAUAUGACAGCUUCACGUUGUGCGCGCUGAGGUCAUGUGUGCACGAUUUCUUUCGCCGCAACGAGAUACCGACGGUCGAGAAGAUAACGAACGAGUUCUCGAACCGUAUGGAUCUCCCGUCACUGAAGCGCUGUACUGUGCGGCGCCUGCUUGCCGAGAUCGGCUUCGAGUACGAGAAGAGGUGCCGCAACUCGCUGCUUAUCGACCGCGACGACAUCGUCGAGUGGCGGAAUCGCUACCUUCGUGACGUGGAGCGCUACCGGGCGGAAGGCCGAAAGAUCUUCUUCCUGGACGAGACAUGGGUGACGGCGGGACACACUCAGUUGAUCAUAUGGACAGACACCGUGGUGCAGAAGCGCGGACGCCUGUACGCUCGCGCAAAUGGCCUUUCAACGGGUCUGAAACAACCCUCUGGGAAAGGCCAGCGCCUGAUCGUCACGCACAUCGGCAGUGAAGAUGGGUUCGUAGACGGCUGCUUGGAUGUAUUCCGAGGGCGAAAAACAGGCGAUUACCACGAAGAAAUGGACGGCAAUCGCUUCGAGGGAUGGUUCGGCGACGUGCUGCAGAAGUUGCCAGCUGGUAGUGUCAUUGUUUUGGACAAUGCACCUUACCACUCCUGGCGAGAAGAGAAAUUGCCGACGACGUCCUGGAAGAAGGAAAACACACAAGAGUGGCUGAAUAGCAAGGACAUCGCCUACAGCGCGACGUUAACGAAGAGGCAGCUGCUUGAGUUGGUGGCAUCUGUGAAGAAAGCGACUCUGACUGCGAGCUGUCCGGCAUUGAGCCCCUCGAGGAAGCUUAACGGCUAA
Molecule: messenger RNA, 1158 nt
Organism: Rhipicephalus sanguineus (brown dog tick)
Lineage: Eukaryota; Metazoa; Arthropoda; Arachnida; Ixodida; Ixodidae
Exons: 1
Coding region: 1-1158 (385 amino acids)
Molecular function (GO): nucleic acid binding
Source: RefSeq, a predicted model, not a curated record